Messenger RNA from Delphinapterus leucas (beluga whale), 9308 nucleotides. The record is from RefSeq and is a predicted model, not a curated record. Lineage: Eukaryota; Metazoa; Chordata; Mammalia; Artiodactyla; Monodontidae.
UGUAGGGAGAACAUAAUUAGGUAUGUUUUGAAUUGGUUGCAAAAUCAUAGAAGUCUGAUUACUUUUGGCAUGGCACUUUCCUUUAGAAACUGUUGGUUGGGAUUUGGUAUUCCCCAAAGUCAGAAAUUGCUGCUAGUAUGAGAGCAGCAAGAAACGUUUUCAGAUGUAAUUCCCGAGUGUCAGGGAGUUGAUAGUCUAGAUCCUGAAGGACCCUCUAUUUUGAAUGGAUUAAAAGGGAAAGGAAAGGACAGUAAGUUGUAAGAAGACAGUUCUUACAACCAUCUAAUAAGUUACUUAGGUUCCAGGUGAGAGCGUGGCAGGGAGUGUUAUGGCAGCCUUAACUGCAGUCCCAACUCAAACCUUCAGGCACGUGAGAAGUUGGGAUCCCCUUUCUGGGUAGUCUUUGUGGGGGAGGACUCCUGUCAACUGCUCAAAGGCCCAGGCGUCUGCAUUCCUGUACAGAAACCAUGGCUGGACCCCCUCAGUCCAGAAGUCUUACUUGAUCCCAGAUACUCUUCCUGGGAUGUGACCUUUCUCCUCAAACUCAAGUCCAGAAUGAUAACCACAGAAAUGAUAAAUUGAAUGUGGAGCCCUCCCCACAAAGUAGGGUUUAGCUUCUAUUUGCUUGUGUUCCCACAGACUCUUACCUGCCCCUGGUGGAGAGAUUACAGGCAGACACACACUGCCCACAGGCGACUACCCGUUCCUCUGAGGCUCAGAGAAAGGCAGCUCUGAGUGAUUUGUCUUCCCCCACAGCAGUUUCUCCUGCUCCCUUCCACAUUACCCCUUGGAGUCCUCCCUGCUGCUCACAAGAGGGCGUGUGAGUUGGGAGGGGGAGGAGGGCUGGGCACGGCUUGUGCCCCACACAACCUGGCUAUGUGGUUACACGUCACGCCUAGGGAUGCAUUGUGUCUCUGCUGGCCCAUGGAAGGGUUUGGCAUGGUGGUUUGCUCGUGUGUGCAGGCAGGAGAGGACUGUAAGUGCUGAGCGGUGCUGGAGCACCUUCUGCUCCGUCAUUGCUCAGCUAACAGAGGAGACCCAGCCGCUAUUUGAGACCACGCUCAAGUCCCGGGCUGUGUCCGAGGACAGCGACGUUAGAUUCACCUGCAUCGUCACAGGAUACCCAGAGCCAGAGGUGACCUGGUACAAGGAUGACACAGAGCUGGACCGCUACUGUGGCUUGCCAAAAUACGAGAUCACUCAUCAGGGCAACCGCCACACACUGCAGCUCUACAGGUGUCGAGAAGAAGAUGCUGCCAUCUACCAGGCCUCUGCCCAGAAUGCCAAGGGAAUUGUGUCCUGCUCGGGGGUCUUGGAGGUGGGCACCAUGACCGAAUACAAGAUCCACCAGCGCUGGUUCGCCAAGCUGAAGCGCAAGGCUGCGGCAAAGAUGCGUGAGAUUGAGAAGAGCUGGAAGCACGGGAAGGAGGCUGUGGAAGAGGCCGACACCCUGCGCAAGCUCAGCCCCGACCGCUUCCAGCGGAAGCGGCGGCUGAGUGGGGCCGAGGUGCCAGUCCCCUCGGCCCCGACCCGGGAGGUUGAGAACGGGACACCGGUGGCUUGGCAGGAGGGAGAGACGGAGCCUGGUCAGCACCCAGGUUUGGGCCUGAUCAACAGUUUUGCUUCUGGAGAGGUGACCACCAACGGGGAGGCUGCCCCUGAGAACGGGGAAGCUGGGGAGCAUGGCCUGUUGACAUACAUCUGUAAAGCCAUGGAGCUGGGGCCUCAGAGAGCCCCCAAAAAGGAGUCUGGGGCCAAGAAGAAAAAGAAAGAUGAGGAACCUAAGCAAGGUGUGCAGAAGCCAGAGGUAGAGAGGGCAGCUCGAAGCCACCAUUCCUCUGAAAACUGUGUCCCCAGUUCAGACAAGCCUGACCCCUGUGGGACACAGGGGCCCAUGGACAUGGAGCAGGUUCAGACCCAGCCCAGGGGCAGGGCCGCACAGGGGCCUGGAUCCUCUGAAACAGAUGGCACCAGGAAGCUAGCCUCUGCUGUGGGUACUCAAGACCAGGCCCAGAAUGCCCCUGUCCUAGGCCCAGACCAGGAAGUGUAUUUCUCCCUGAAGGACAUGUAUCUGGAGAGCACCCAGGCAGACAGGCCUCAGGGGGAGGAGGGGGCCCAGGCCCCCAGUGGCAGGACACCUGGAGAGCUGCCCUCAGGGAAGGUAUCCAGCAAAGCCAGAGGUGAGAGGGAACCUGCUGUCCCUGGCCAGCCCACGCCCUCAGCCCCACAGCAGACUAGGCCCUUCAACAGGAAGAGAUUUGCUCCUCCGAAGCCCAAAGGGGAGCCCACCACCAGCUGCAAGCCUGAUUCUUCCCCAAGUCAAGAUCCAGAACCUGGGGCUCAGAGCUCAGGGAAGGCCCCGCCUCAGGCCUCUGCCCAAGUGCCCACACCCCCCGCCCGGCGGAGACAGAGCACCCAGGACAGACCCUUGCAGGGGCAAGCAGGCCACAGGACUCCAGGAAAGGUCCAGGAGUCCCAGGCAACCAUGGCUCCUACCACAUUGGCCAGCAGCAGCUCUGAUACGGUCUCUGCUGGUUGCAGCACCUCCAGAAGUCAGGACAUCAUUGAGCCCAUGGACACAGAAACCCAGGAGGACAGGAGAGCAUCUGCUGAUCAGAACACUGGAGGCAAGAAGAAUACAGAGAUGGAUAGGAAGAUGCAGGUGGAUGGGAGGACGCAGGGAGAUGGAACACAAACCACCCAGAGGACACAGGCAGAUAGGAAGACACAGGUGGAUGUUGUGACACAAGAAAGUGAGAGGUCAGAGUCAGGCAGGAAUUCCCAGGAGGACGUGAUGGCACAAGGAAAGGUGGGGACCCAGGCAGAUGAGAGGACACAGGCAGACAGAAGGGUGCAGGAAGACAAGGGGACAUGGUCAGAGGGGAGCAUUCCCACAGCUGUGAAAUGUUGGUCAGAGAAGGCGUCCAUGACCGGUAUCAGCCCACAGUCCAGGGCCCCCAAACGCCCACCUUCAGAGGAUCCUAGGUCCCCUCAGAUUAUUGAAUGCUUUGAACAGACCCCAGAAGAGUUCUCCGUCCCAGACAAACCUGAGUUUAUGCUCAGACCUGACGAGGCAGCAGGAACGGCCUCCGGGAGCCGUGAGGAAACUGUGCCAGGUGCCCUGGCGGGGGGCCUCACACGCGGGGCACAGCUGCCUCCUGAGGGCAGUUUGGAGCAGGUGGGAGGAGAGAGAUAUCGAGGGCCGGAGCAGUCGGGUCCAGUUAAGGACAAGGCCGAGGAGGGCCUGUCCCAGGGCCCCAAGCAGGAACAGCAGGGAGAAUUGCUGCCUGUGGAUCUGGGUGGCUGUCCUUCAGCGGGCCUGAGCCCCCAGGUGCCCACUCUGCCCUCUCUUCCUGGGGCUGGCCUGACGGACAACUCACAGCAGCGGCUGCCCAGCACCCCGGCUUCUCAGCACAUGAGCACAGCUGCCUUCCUACCCUCUGGGGACAAGGCCUCGCUGAGUUCUGCCCCCCCACUGCACCUGGGGCUGGGCACCCCCAGCCAGAGUCACCCGCCAGGAACCAGGGCAGCAGACGCUGAGGGGGCCUGCGCCAAGGUGUCCGGUAUGGAAGGGAGGACUUCAGGCCCCCAGACUUGUGACCCUGGCCUCAUAGACUCCCUGAAGAGCUACUUGCUCCUGCUGCUGAAGCUAUCCAGCUCAGAGACGAGUGGCAGGGGCCCAGGGGCCCAGGAGGAAGCUGCUGCUGGGGAUCAGGCACCCUCACCCUCUCUGGCCCCCACCGUGGAAGUGGCCGGUCUGAGUCCCCGGACGUCACGGCGCAUCCUGGAGCGUGUGGAGAACAACCGUCUGGUGCAGAGCGCGCAGACUCUGCUGCUGAGCCCCUGUACCUCCCGCCGCCUCACUGGCCUCCUGGACCGCGAGGUGCAGGUUGGCUGUCAGGCCCUGGCUGCUGCCCGGUGCCCUGGCCCCAGCCCCCUCUCUGUCCCUGCCAUCGUGGUAGGUGAGGAGGAAGGCCCCGGGGUGGCCUCAGGAGGAUCCAGUGAAGGUGAGGGAGAGGUUUCCCUUGAGGGGCCUGGCCUCCUGCCGACCUCCCAGGAGAGCGGCAUGGGUGGGCCGCUGGGGGGCGUGGGUGGACAGGCAGCCCCUGGGCAGGGACUGCUGUCAGCAGAGAGCAGAGCCCAGGAACCCUUCCGAGAGGAGGAGAUCCCAGGGGAAGCUCUGACAGAUCUCCCCGCAGCUACGCCCGAGGAACUGGCUCUGGGGGCCCGGAGGAAGAGGUUUCUCCCUAAGGUCAGAGCAGCAGGAGAUGGGGAGCCAACCAAGCCCGAAGAAAGGGAGAGCCCCUCGGGUUCCCCCCGGGGGCCCCGGAAGGGCCUUGCACCGGGGCCCCUGGGGAGUCCAGGGCGGGAGAAACGUUCCCCUACUCAGGGCAGAAAGGCAGACCUGCUGGAGGUGCCGCGGGCAGAGGAGGAGCCGGCAGCAGGGGCCCUGGGCUCCAGCCCCAGAGCCAGCAACCUGGAAGCAGAGCUGGCCCUGGAGGAAGGCAAGCAGGGCACUCCAGCCAAGCCAAGGAGAGCCAAAGACCUGCUAAAAGCCCCACAGGUGAUCCGGAAGAUUCGGGUGGAGCAGUUUCCUGAUGCCUCGGGCAGCCUGAAGCUCUGGUGCCAGUUUUUCAACAUUCUUAGUGACUCAGUCUUGACAUGGGCCAAGGAUCAGCGCCCAGUGGGCGAGGUGGGCAGGAGUGCAGGGGAUGAGGGGCCAGCGGCCCUGGCCAUCGUGCAGGCGUCCCCCGUAGACUGUGGCGUGUAUCGAUGCACCAUCCGCAACGAGCACGGCUCGGCCUCCACUGACUUCUGCCUCAGCCCCGAGGUGCUGUCAGGAUUCAUCUCCAGAGAAGAAAGUCAAGUUGGAGAAGAGAUUGAGAUGACCCCCAUGGUGUUUGCUAAGGGUCUGGCUGACACUGGCUGCUGGGGGGACAAGCUCUUUGGGCGCCUGGUGAGCGAGGAGCUACAAGGUGGUGGACACAGGUGUGGCCUUCGGAAGGCCUCCCAGGCCAAGGUCAUCUACGGGCUGGAACCCAUCUUCGAGUCAGGCCUCACGUGCAUCAUCAAGGUGUCCAGCCUGCUUGUGUUUGGGCCCAGCAGUGAGACUUCUCUCCUGGGCAGAAACUAUGACGUCACCAUCCAGGGGUGCAAGAUCCAGAACAUGAGUCGAGAGUACUGCAAAAUCUUUGCGGCUGAAGCCCGGGCUGCACCUGGCUUCGGGGACGUGCCUGAGAUCAUCCCACUGUAUCUGAUCUACCGGCCUGCAAACAAUAUCCCAUAUGCUACCCUGGAGGAGGACCUGGGCAAGCCCAUGGAGUCUUACUGUUCCCGGGAAUGGGGCUUUGCUGCGGCUCCAGCAGCAUCUAGCAGCUCUGAGGCCGUGCAGAAAUGCCAGACCUUCCAGCACUGGCUGUAUCUGUGGACAAAUGGCAGCUUCCUUGUCACAGAUUUGGCAGGGGUUAACUGGAAAAUGACUGAUGUGCAGAUUGCUACCAAACUGCGAGGAUACCAAGGCCUCAAGGAGAGCUGUUUCCCUGCCCUGCUGGACCAGUUUGCCUCUUCCCACCAGUGCAACACCUUCUGUGAGAUGCUGGGGCUAAAACCUCUCAAGGGCCCUGAGGCUGCCCACCCCCAAGCCAAGGCCAAAGGCUCCAAGAGUCCAUCUGCCGGCAGGAGGGGCCCCCAGCUGAGUCCUCAGCCCCAGAGGAAAGGCCCUCCCAGUCCCCAGAAGAGUGCCCCAAGCUCCAAGGCCACCCCUCAGGCCUCAGAGGCAGUCGCCACCCAGUUACUCGGACAGCCUCCCAUCCAAGAUGGAGGCUCCAAGGCCCAGGGCAUGCGGUAGCCCCCACAGGAGGCUGGGGGCCUCCACCCAGCAGCAGACCAACAAGGAAGCAGCUGGAACCGAUGGAGACGUUCCCAGUACAGGACUAACCGGAGCAGGUGCACUGAGGCGGCACCACUCGGGGCCUCUGCCCGCAGCCUCUCCUCAUCAGAUGCCUGGUACCUGACACCCAGCCCGGUGGCCUCUCCUGGUGCCAUCGUCCCCGCGGCUCCCAGGCCCUACCUCCCGGGGCCUGCAGCCUAGCCCUCCUUGAAGUUUACACUGGCCACUGCUGGAGGCUCCCUGAGUCCUCUGCAUGAGUUCUGCAACCAACCCCUUGCCCCAGGCCCUGCCGUGAAUGUUGCACUCUGGGGGCACGCAGGCCAGCACCUACCCUUUUCCCUUCACUUGGCCCUGAUCCCUCCCUAUCCUCAGGGCUCCAGACUUCCUCUGCGGUGUCUGGCCUGGUGACUCUCAGGGUGUCUUUUCCUUCGAGUCAUUUUGCCUCAUUCACCCCAGCUUAUCUUGCAACUAACCUGUCCCUGAGCCCGAAUGGGGCUCAGGGCCCUUCCAGAGACUGUCAUAUCCUUGUGUCUUUGGUGAUGUGUGUUCAUGCUCUUCCUUCCUCCAUCACUCAGGCACUCAGUCACCUGCCUACCAUGCUCCCUUGCACCCCAUCCCCCAUCCCUGGCUUUGAGCCCAAUUGCAGCCUGCUGCCUGCCUUUCACUGAGUUCUGUUUGUUCCCCUACCCGAGGGCUUCCCUAGCCUGACCCCCACCCUACCCACCAUACCUAGGUGAAGAGCAGACCCUCUGGCCUCUCAGCCCACCCCAGGACACUCCUCCCCUACUUCUCCCAGGCCCUCUGCCCGUGAGGUGAGAGCUGGCAUGAGGAUUGCAUCAGCAGCUGUGGCCAGACGGAAGGUGUUGACUUUGUGGGACCUUGUGCUCCAUACUGAAAGGAGGUGGGGCCACAGUGAAUUUCACAUCCCCUCUUGACCAGGGAUAGAGGGCUGGGACUCUUCUCCAGAGGGCGUGCACCUGGGAGCUGUAGGAAGAAUGCAGUCCACCCAUGUGCAGGGUGGAGGAGUGUCUCUGUGCCUGGGAAUUAGGACCCCCUGCCCCUAACCAUUAGCUCUUGACCCUGGGACUCCAGCUCUGGGCCUCAACAUAGGCUCCCAAGGAAUUGCUGUGCUCGGCCCAGCACCCUGGGCCCUUCCUGAGAACCCUUCCUUGAGGCCUGGGAUGGGGUGGGUCUGGAGCUAGCCUGCUCCCCUUGGAAUGCAAUAAAGGCAGCAACUGUGUAUCUUGCUCGCCCUUAUCUGGUGUGGUUGUAGGUAUAUGGGGUCAGGGUCCCGUCUCCCCAGGCGGUUCUCUGAAGGCGUCCUGCAGUCCCAGGACCCACUGGAAAAAUGAAUCCAUGUUUUGGAUCCUAGAUUGGCAUUCAGCCUCAGCCUUCUGUGGCCACAGCUAGACAGUCUGUGCUUCUUGUACUAAUGGAAUGAUGGCUUGUGCCCCUUACGAGGGCGCUUAGGCCUUUGGAAUUGCUCAUUCAUUUGGAAGAGGAAUGCAAAGGAAGGAUCCCAGGAAGGAAGAGCAGAGCUGGGGCUCUGGGGAAACGCCCAGUGUCUUUGGCUGCCUCCACUGGGGCAAGACCAGCCCGGGGGAAGACCAGCUCCUGCCUCUCAGCUACUCACUGACUGUUUCCUGCCUCCCAAGCUGCAGAGGCUUCUCAUUCUCAGCCCCACCCCAUCACCCAGGCCUUUCCUUGCCUGACCUUUAACCCCCUCCAUUUGACAUUUCUGACUUCUCUACCUCCUCUUGUGCUCAGGUGACUCUGCCCACUUUUUCCUCUUGCUCCCAACUCUCCCAGCCUGCAUAUCCAGAUUGCCUCGGUGAACUGAGAGCUGGAAUAUUGUUGAUUUGUUUAUUCAUUCAUCCAUUCAUUCGGCAGACAUACUGAGCAGACUUACUUUAUGCCAGACCCCGAGCUGACCACUGCUGGGAGGCAAAGAUGCAUGAGGUGGUCUCAAAAGAGGUGCUUUCCAUUAGGUUUCUUGGGUUUUGAGCAACAGAAAUGGACUUGGACCUUCAUGGGAAGGGUGUUGGGGGUAGUUCACAGAACCAAAAGAAUAGCUGAACAGUUGGCCUUUAGAAGGGCAGGAGCCAGGGUAGCUCCAGAGCUUGCCUCCCAGGAGCUGCUGCCGUUGGCUCCAGUGGAUCUCCCUCCACUCAAGGUUCAAAUUCCUGUCCUGGAGCUCCGGGCAUCGUGGACUGGGAGAGAGGUAGUUUUCCAAAGGAUGGGGAUUCUUACCAGAAGAAUGGUGGAGGGUGGAAGGGUAGAAAGGGCUUGGCAGGCAACCACAGAAGAUACCCUGACACACACAGACACACACAGACACACACACACACACACCUUUCUUCCCAUCUGAUGCACUACAACUCUCUUACAUACAACCAAAAGCAAACCGCUCUCUGCUUGGGGAGACCAUUCAAGGUAAUAGUCAAUGACUAAGUCCAGGGGUAAUGACCAGGGCUACCAUUCUCCAAAGUCCAGUGUCACUAAUGAUACUCUUCCCUCUUUUAUCACAAUCUCCUUUUGAAAUUCUGCAACCUGUGGAAAUUAUAUAACCCAACAAGAAGGGAAGUAUGAGUAAAGGCUACGGUCCAUUUCUAUAACUGGUCAUGAGAACUAGUAUUUGUGACUAGGGAUUUUUUUGCCCUUUGGAGUGACCCAAAUCUUCAGUUCCAAAGUCGAGUUCCUAAGCGGUCCUGCCUGUGUGGCAGGCAUUAGCCACUGGACAUGGCAGUACCAGGAAGCACUUUAGGAAACCCCCACGUCCAUCUGUACCCUGCCCCCUUUUAAGUAGCCGCAAUCAUAUUUUCCCUUGAUAGAGUUAAUCAUCCUGGCUACUCCUACGUGUCACUAUAUUUACUCGUAUCCUAGAUAUACUCCUAUCCUAGCUAUGUGUGGCUCAGAGGUACAAGCAACCUGAGAUGGCCAGGUGCCUAGGCUUCUAAUUCACUUGAAUCAUUACUAUGAGGUUUUGAAGAUAUGUUUUCUUGGGAACUAAAACCUCUACACCAGUCUGGUCCUAAACCUCAGAUAUGAGAAACGCAUUGAGAUGUAGUGAUAACAUGCCCCUCUUCACCCUGCUUCCUGGCCUGUAGGAGAAAUAGCACCAUGAAUUGGUUGCCGGUUUGGAGCUUAUGCUACAUCUUGCAGGCCUUACCCAACCUUGCAAGGUAUUGUUUUCAGCUGGUGCCUUAGCUGAGUUUUCAACAAACCAUUUCACCAUAUUAUCAAGCUAACUGCUUCUAGACUGUGGGGAUCCUGACAAGAUGAGCAAAGGCCAUAGGCAUCAACCCAUUACUUUGCUAUAAAGUGUAUUCCCUGGUUGAAUGCAAUAUGUGGGGAUACCGAAAUGCUGUUUACAACAGUUGAUAAUUCCAUGGAUUUUUUUUUUUUUUUUUGCGGUACG